AGGUGGGGAGCUGCAGGCGUGCGGAGCUCGUUCCCCGGCGGGUUCCUUGCAGGGCGUGGGGGGUCCUCAAUCGAUGUGGCUGCUUGCCCGUGGGAGGAGCUCCCCGUGCAGCGUCCUGGGGCCGGCGUGGGGCGCGGCGGGUCCCAGCGGGGGACCAUGAAUCUCUUACCGAAAAGCUGCAAGGAGUUCGGCGCCGCCGAGUACUGGGAGAAGUUCUUCCAGCAGCGCGGGAAGAGGACGUUCGAGUGGUAUGGCACGUACCUGGAGCUCUGCGGGCUGCUGCACAAGUACAUCAAGCCCCGGGAGAAGGUGCUGGUGGUGGGCUGCGGGAACUCAGAACUGAGCGAGCAGCUGUACGACGUGGGCUUUCAGGACCUGGUUAACAUCGACAUCAGCGAGGUGGUCAUCCGGCAGAUGACAGAGCGUAACGCCAGCCGCCGGCCCCACCUGCGCUUCCUGCAGAUGGACAUGACCUGCAUGGACUUCCCCGACGCCGCCUUCCAGGUGGUGCUGGACAAGGGCACGCUGGACGCCGUGCUGCCGGACGAGGCAGAGGAGACGGUGCAGCGGGUGGACAGGAUGCUGACCGAGGUGGGCCGCGUCCUGCAGGUGGGCGGCCGCUACCUCUGCAUCUCGCUGGCCCAGGCGCAUGUGCUGAAGAAGGCGGUGGGCCACUUCUCCCGGGAGGGCUGGAUGGUGAGAGUCCACCAGGUGGCUGCUGACCAGGACCCGGGGCCUGGCGCUGAGCCGCGUUUCUCCUUGCCCGUCUUCGUCUUCGUCAUGACCAAGCUCAGGCCACUGCCCGGCGGCCCCGCCCGGCCCCUCUUCGAGCUCUGCGCGCAGGAGCAGGGCCCGGCUCUGCGGCUGGACAGUGCCGAGCGGCUGGUCGAGGCGGUCAGCGAGCGACAGCGCUAUGCCUGGCUCUGUGGUCAGCUGCGCCGCCAGGCUGGCCUGGGGACCGUGUCCCUGGACCUGUGCCACGGGGACACCGGGGAGCCCCGCUACACCCUGCACGUGGUGGACAGUCCCGCCGGGAAAGCAGCACGGGACAGCCACUUUGCCAUUUUCAUCAUCCCCCAGGGCAGGGAGACCGAGUGGCUCUUCGGCACGGAAGAAGGCCGGAAGCAGCUAGCGGCCAGCGCAGGCUUCCGGAGGCUGGUGACCGUGGCCCUGCACCGCGGCCAGUCCUAUGAGGGCAUGGACAGCAUCCAGGCCGAGCUGUCCACCCGCGUCCUGGAGCUGGCCCCCGCGGGGAUGCCGGCCCAGCACCAGGUACCCUUCUUGUCCGUGGGCGGGGACAUCGGGGAGCGCACCCUGCGGCACCAGGCCUGCAGUCCCCUGAGUGGCGACUUUGUGGUGGAGGACGUGCAAGGGGACGGUGGCCACCUCUUCCGGCGACUCAUCUUCCUCUGCAGCAGGAAUGUUGUGCAGUCAGAGGCGCGUCUGCUGCCCGCCACGGCCCCCGGAGACCAGAAGAAGCGGAAGCGGCAGCGCAGGAAGCCGCGGGCCCCUGGCACUGCCGAGGACCCCCCCGCGGGCCCCGGGCAGCCGGUGGACAAGAGCUACCUGUGCUGUGAGCACCACAGGGCCAUGGUCGCCGGCCUGGCCCUGCUGCAGAGCUCGGCCCCCCUCCUAGAGACGCCCCUGGCGGUGCUGGUGGUGGGCCUGGGGGGCGGCAGCCUCCCCCUCUUCAUCCACGACCACUUCCCCAAGUCUUGCGUGGACGCCGUGGAGCUCGACCCCUCCAUGCUGGCCGUGGCCACCGAGUGGUUCGGCUUCUCCCCGAGUGACCGCCUGAAGGUGCACAUCGCCGACGGCCUGGUCCACAUCGCCAGCCUGGCCGGGCGGGAAGCACCGCCCCACUACCACGCCGUCAUGUUCGACGUGGACAGCAAGGACCCCACCCUGGGCAUGAGCUGCCCUCCGCCCGCCUUUGUGUCACAGUCCUUUCUGCAGAAGGUCAGCAGCAUCCUGAGGCCGGAAGGCGUCUUCAUCCUCAACCUCGUGUGCCGGGACCCGGCGCUGAAGGCCUCGGUGCUGGCCGGGCUCAAGGCCGCCUUCCCACUCCUAUACGUCCGGCGCAUCGAGGGCGAGGUGAACGAGAUCCUGUUUUGCCAGCUGCACCCCGAGGCCAAGCGGAGCACCCCCGAGCUCCUGGAGGGGGCCCGGGCCCUGGAGCGGGCCCUGAGGGGGCCCGGGAGGCGCUGGGACGACACCUACGUCCUCUCUGACAUGCUGGAGUCUGUGAGGAUUGUGUGAGGGCCAGCUGGGCCCGGGACAGGCCACGCUUGCGGUC
Messenger RNA from Sorex fumeus (smoky shrew), 2296 nucleotides. It is a transcript of the gene METTL13, whose product is annotated as methyltransferase 13, eEF1A N-terminus and K55. Lineage: Eukaryota; Metazoa; Chordata; Mammalia; Eulipotyphla; Soricidae. Bases 157 to 2259 code for a protein of 700 amino acids. The transcript has 8 exons. The record is from RefSeq and is a predicted model, not a curated record.